AUGGUAGAAGAAGCUGCGACCAAGAAGAAGAGGACCUCCUCACGGGCUAGGACCGGCCUGCAGCUCUGGAAGAUGAUCGCGGCCGCUGUGAGAAUCAGCAGUGGCCGGAAGGGGACUUCUGUACAGGCCAUCAAGAAAUGCCUGAAAAAUGAAGGUGUGGAUGUGGAGAAAAAUAACAGUCAUAUCAACAGAAACAUCGUCCGUCUGACGAACAAAGGGGUCCUGAUCCAGGUUAAAGGGACCGGGGCCAAUGGAUCCUUCAAGCUUGCCAAGACGCUGAAAGAACCCAAGAAACCCAAAGCCAAGAAAGCAGUGGUAAAGAAAGCAGUGGUAAAGAAAGCAGUGGUAAAGAAAGCAACAGCCAAGAAAGUAGUGACCAAGAAGAGCCCCGCCAAAAAGACAGCUGUUAAAAGAACAGUCGGUAAAGGAACUACCAAGAAAGCUGUCACCAAGACGACAGCUAAGAAAACCACCAAAAAGAAGACAAUCAAAAAGAUCAGCAAAACCCCGUCCAAGAAGUCCAAGCCAGCCAAGAAGACCCUUGUGAAGAGAGUGAAUACAAAGAAGGUUAUCCAGAAGAAAACAACCGCUAAAAAAACCAAGAAGUAA
Messenger RNA from Notolabrus celidotus (New Zealand spotty), 609 nucleotides. RefSeq names its product histone H1-like. Bases 1 to 609 code for a protein of 202 amino acids. The record is from RefSeq and is a predicted model, not a curated record. The transcript has a single exon. Gene Ontology annotation, molecular function: structural constituent of chromatin; DNA binding. Lineage: Eukaryota; Metazoa; Chordata; Actinopteri; Labriformes; Labridae. Gene Ontology annotation, biological process: nucleosome assembly. Gene Ontology annotation, cellular component: nucleosome.